This is a messenger RNA of Cydia splendana, 1209 nucleotides long. RefSeq names its product band 7 protein AGAP004871-like. The coding region runs from base 235 to 1179 and encodes 314 amino acids. The transcript has 8 exons. NCBI's taxonomy places the organism in Eukaryota, Metazoa, Arthropoda, Insecta, Lepidoptera, Tortricidae. The record is from RefSeq and is a predicted model, not a curated record. Gene Ontology annotation, cellular component: plasma membrane.
UAAAAUUAUGUAAACAUCCGCUAAUAAAUUGCAUGCAGGCGCAAGCCGCUUCAGAAAUACCUAAAUCCCACAAUUAGGAUCAUCUCGCGGCGGGAGCGCCCGCGCCAGCGGCGCCGAACCGACAUGCCUGAAAGUGCGUUAUUUAUUUAUUUUAAAAUCCUCACUUGCCAGCACACCUUAGUAUCCAUAGAGCCACCGAUUAGAAGACACUUAUAAGUUAAUAUUGCCAUAUCCAUGCACGUGAAACUCCGCUUCUCUCGCCACAUGGAUUUCGGUUGCUAUGACAAGAACUCUGGCGAAGUGGAGUGCUACCUCGAAAUACAUUGCGAUACGGGUACUUCUUGCGCAAUCACGAUACAAAUGCCCAACCCGGAGGCGGUGGGCUGUGUGGAGCGGUUCGCGACCUUCAUGUCUCUGCUCCUGGUCAUCAUCACAUUCCCAUUCUCGCUGUUCGAGUGUUUUAAGGUGGUGCAAGAAUUUGAACGGGCUGUGAUAUUCAGGCUCGGCCGAUUGAGAAAAGGCGGCGCGAGAGGCCCUGGAUUAUUUUUUGUGCUGCCAUGUAUAGACACCUAUAGAAAGGUGGACUUAAGAACUGUAUCCUUUGAUGUGCCGCCUCAAGAAGUUUUAACGAGAGACUCCGUGACAGUAGCUGUGGACGCCGUAGUGUACUACAGGAUAAAGGAGCCUUUGAACGCAGUCGUCAAGGUAGCUGACUACAGCGCAUCCACACGACUGUUGGCUGCGACGACGCUGCGCAAUGUGCUGGGCAUGCGCGACCUCGCACAGCUGCUGUCCGACCGAGAAGCCAUCAGCCACAUGAUGCAAGCCAAUCUGGACGAGGCCACGGAUCCGUGGGGAGUCGAGGUGGAGCGUGUGGAGAUCAAAGACGUGAGACUGCCAGUACAACUGCAACGCGCGAUGGCCGCCGAAGCCGAGGCUGACCGCGAGGCGCGCGCCAAGAUCAUCGCGGCCGAAGGCGAGAUCAAAGCCUCCAAGGCCCUGAAAGAGGCCUCACUAGUCAUGAUAGAUAACCCUAUGGCCCUUCAGCUCCGGUAUCUCCAGUCACUGAAUACCAUAUCAGCGGAGAAAAACUCAACAAUAAUAUUUCCAUUCCCAUUGGAUUUCCUGAGAACAUUUUUAGGAAAUCCUGGUCCAAGCAAUCCGUCAUUACCCAUAUAAUUAAUUAAAUAUAUCUACGCGUUAUGGCUA